UGCCAAGACGCCAUUCGGAAAACCCCGCCACUUUGUCCACGAGGGACGUUUCUCUCUCCCAAAUUAACUCUCCGCCUGAGAAAUAAAACCCCCUGAUUUCUUUCAAUGUAACAUCACCCAAAAUCCCUAAUCCCUAAUCUUUCUCAAACUCGCCCAAGAAGGCGAAGGCUGGGCGGAUGAAUGCUGAUUGUCCCUAUAUAUUUCAAGUAGAAAGAUUUAAAUCUAUGGGAAAGAACAAGCAAAGUCAGGAAAAUGAAAAUAGAGCUGCUAAGGCCGUGUGGAAUAAGGAGAUGGUGCAUAUCUUUUGUGAUAUUUGUAUCCGAGCCUUUCAAAUGGGCAUGCGACCUGGGACUCACUUUACAAAGCAAGGUUGGAAGUAUGUAAUCAAACACUUCCAGAAGGAAAGCGGGCUAAAUUUUACCAAAAAACAGUUGAAAAACAAGUGGGAUGGAAGUAAAAAAGAAUGGAAGAUUUGGAAAGCUUUGAUAGCUGAAGAGACCGAACUUGGUUGGGAUACGAAAAGGCAAACACUGGAUGCUUCUGAUUCUUGGUGGGAUGAAAAGAUUAAGGUUAUGCCAGCAGCUAAAAAAUUUCGAUACAUGGGUAUUGAACCUGAACUUUGUGCAAAAUAUGAUGUCUUGUUCAUGGAUAUGGGGGCUACUGGAAUCUGUGCUUGGACUUCUUCAGUGAUUGUUGUACCAAAUGAUAAGGAUGACAAUGAUGAAUCACCUAGUGAUAACGUUAUGCCUUCAGAUAAGGAUGGCAAUGAUGAGUCACCUAGUAGUACUGCAAUACCAUUAGAAGGGAGUGGCAAUUCAAGAAAUGAACCUAAUUUUGUUGAGAGUUUGGAGCAAAUUGUGGAUGGUGCUAAUCUAUCAUCAGAAAUGAUGGAUGGUGCUAAUGUUUCAUCAGCUCUCCCUACGCAAUGCACAGAAGCCACUUUAGAGCAAGAUGGCAAUCAGCUUGAGGAGAAAAUGAUUGAGAGGAAACAAAAAAGGAUCAAUGAAUCUGAUACACAAACUGAUACAAGUAAGAAAAUAAAAAUAGGAAGGGCGCAGUUAGAAGGUUUAGCAAAGUUAUCUCGGCAGAUUAAUAGACUGGUAGCUACUGUUGAAGGUAGGAGUAGUGUGACUUCCAAGAGGACAGAUCUUCCAGGAUGCAGCAUACCUGAGGUCUUGGCUGACCUACAUUCUAUACCAGAGAUUGUGAAAGGCAGUGAACUUCAUUUAUUUGCUACAGACUUAUUUCUUUCCAGGGCAAAGAGAGAGGUGUAUGUUUCCUUGGAGGAGUCUGAUGUUAAAUUAACUUGGUUAAAGUACCAACAUGCGAAGUGUAAGGUUGAUAUGUAGAUUGGCAAUAGGUCAUCCUGUCCAGUAGUCUUUGUUGUUUACUUCGUGUAGAGCUAUAUUACUAUUUAAUAAUUUGGUGUGUUUUGUGUAUAAAUCUAUUAUGCUUCAAAUAGAAUGAAUUACUAUUAUUAUUUGUAUA
Hevea brasiliensis (rubber tree) is the source of this 1488-nucleotide messenger RNA. RefSeq lists its product as uncharacterized. NCBI's taxonomy places the organism in Eukaryota, Viridiplantae, Streptophyta, Magnoliopsida, Malpighiales, Euphorbiaceae. The transcript is spliced from 3 exons. Bases 177 to 1349 code for a protein of 390 amino acids. The record is from RefSeq and is a predicted model, not a curated record.